GACAUAACAUCCGCCAGCAUGUUGACGUUAACGUCAGGGUUGAGGUCUUUGACGUCGUCUUACAGCCGAUUAUCACGUUUUGUUGUGAACAUUUCAGUAAGAAAAAACAACAACUGGUUAGAAGAAGAAGAAGAAGCUUUUCUCGAUGAAGAUCCAGAGGUGUUUGGCCGUUCUGACAUGGCCAGGAUGGAAAACGAACAUCGGAAAUUUGUAAAGCAAAACAUUCUAAAGAGGAAAAAUUUUCCGAUGCCAAAGGAAGCACCAAUAUUGACAUGGGAGGCUAUGGAACAGAUGAAGUUCCUCAAUAAAGAAUUUCCAGAGGAAUGGACAUUGGACAAGAUUACCGAAAGUUUUCCCGUUAGUCGAUUUACAGCAGUACGAAUUCUGAAAUCGGGAGAGAUAUGGACAGAACAGAAAGUAAUUAAAUAUAAUCAAAAAGUACAGAACAAUUUGGAAGCACUUCAAAAGGGUAAUGUGGAAGGGAAUGAAAGGUUGACAAAUGUCCUUAAUUCAUUGACAGCGAGUAAUAAAAUGUCCUUGUUAAGUAACUGUGGUGGACUGAAAGGUCUUCCAAUGCCUACCAAUGAACAUUCCUAUUCUGAUCUCCCAAAAGAGCCUUCUUUCAAGGAGCAAUUGGCUCAGCUGAGAGUCAAUCCUUUCACUAGCAUACUGGCAAAGUAUAAUCGCCUGGAACCUGUUACAGCUGAAAAGGAAAAGGGUGAGACAAAAACACAGAAAAUGUUACACGCUCCUAAGUCACAACAUACAGGCAAAGAAAGGUCCCCUUAUGGGGAAAAGUCAAAAUCUUGUGAUUCACCAAGGUCACCAUAUGGAAAUGACCCAAGGUCAAAGUUUGGUAACUCUCUAAAUGUAAAAUCAAAAUCGGGUGAUUCAUCUAGGGUGGAGUAUGGAACAACACUAAAGUCGAGGUCGGAUACUAUACCUAGGACAAAGUUCAGUGAUUCACCGAGAUCAAAGUUUGAUGAUUCACCAAGAUCUAAGUAUGGUGAUUUACCAAGGUUAAAAUCGGCUGAUUUGCCAAGGUCACAGUAUGGAGAUUCAUCAAGGUCAAAAUUAGGUCAUGCAUCGCCAAGAGCACAGUUUAGUGAUUUACCAAAAUCAAAGUUUGUUAAUUCACCAAAGAUACCAUAUGGAAGUUCACCGAAAUUAGGUAUUGAUGAUUUAUCCGAGAUUCAUGAUUUGGAGAAUGACGAUCUAACAAAGUCAGAGAUCAGCAAUUUAUUUAAGUCGGGGACUCAUGAUUCAUCGAAAUCAAAGAUUGGUGGUGAUUCAAUAAUGACAUCAAAGUCACAUGUUUCAUCAAGGUCAAAGUCACAAUAUGACGAGUCCUGUUCAAAUCUCCCUUCGAUGAUGGACAUUGGGUCGGACAGUGUGGAAAGACUUUACAUGGACCAAGAGCAAGGCGAUGCUGUACAAUCUGAAAUAACAAAUAGCCCUGCCAAAACAUAUCUCAGUAGAAAAGAGAAAAAGAAACUGCAACAAGCUAAAACCCAAGAGUUACCUAGUUCAAAGACAUGGGAUCUGAUGGCCCUGCAAGGCACAGGGAUCAAAAAAUAAUUAAAGGAAUAAUUUGUUAGGUUUAGUAAGGUUUGGAUUCAAACAGCUAUGCAGUAUGUUUGAAACAUGCUAUAAUUAUGCUUUUAUUGUUUUAAUGAAUCAAAUAUAACAGCGCAAUGCGUAAUAAAUGAGAAAUUUAUAUUUUUUUUAUAUGCUCAUUAUAAAUUCCAUCGGGAUCAGUUGUACAUGUAAUGUAUACAUAGUAAUCUGUAGUAGGGCCACGCAUUUUCUUUUUGUAGAUACAAGACGAGUGUACUUUCAAAAACAGGUGUACCAGAAUUUACCUUGGAGUUAGUUUGUACUGUCUAUACAGAUGUUAAUUAAACCACCUGUUGGAUUAUUGAAUGAAACCUUUUGCUCCAAAACUUGCAUAGGUCUGUGUGACAUGAUUUAUAAAUCAAUAUGUAUUUAAAGCAGUCAAAUAUCAUAAGUAAUUUUCAGGUGAAUGGACUUUUAACUCAUUCACCCCUGAAGUUUCAUAAUGAACUAUUCCAACCUUUGAAUUGGAAGAGUUCAAAUGUGUCUUCAGCGGUGAAUGAGUUAAAGUAAUAUAAGAAACGCAUGAUUGCUCUUGGUAAUGGUGGUUAGGAACUGAGGCAGUACAUACAGCUGCAGGCAUGUCCAGAUCCUGGAGUAAGUGUCCUGCCGGAAAUUUGAGGUCCCUGAUAUUGGUCUUUUGGGAUUACUGGCCUUAUCUCACUGAUCAGUUAAUGUACUGGUAAACAGUAUUUCCAAAUUAGGUGUAUAAGACAACAUUACAGGAACUAAAUGAAAUGAUGUUAUGGACAACAUCACUACACUUGUAUUAUGAUCUUAUAUGAUUAUUAACUCAUUCACCCCUGAAAUUUCAUAAUGAAUUAUACCAACCUUUGAAUUUGAAGAGUUCAAAUGUGUCUUCAGGGGUGAAUGAGUCAAUAAUGCUGUAGGACAGCAAUGAUAUAUUGUACCAUAUUGUGUCACAAUAUGUUUUUUGUGUAUCGUUUCAGAUUGUUUUGUUUGCUUGUAUCAUGAUGCACUAACUUAAGGGUACUGAAAUAAUCAACCCUUAAGAGUUUACUUAUUGUUUUGGAAUUCUUCAAUUGUGAUGUGGUCCACUGCGCAGUCAUACCCAAAAGUACUAAAACUCGUACAAAAACAUAUUUUGACAGUAUUUACUACGAAGUCUAGGCAAAUCUCCAUAAAACCCUGCUCUCGAUCAUUAUGAAGUUGACCGUUUGAGCUGAUGUGUGUAUUAAUUGUGAUACAUAUCAUAUCAUAAGCAUCAUACCAUUAGGUAUAUAUAUCAUUGCAGCCCUAAAAUGCUGGCAAGUGCUAUUUUAUCAAAUGUUUUGUCUUGAAAUAAGCCCACCCCCUACUUUGUGUAUGAGUUGAUGUUAAUCUCCACCCCUCGACCUGGGGUAAAAGGGCUUAACAUGCAAUAACCCCAGACAUUGUUGUUAAUAAAAUUGUAUGCACUACAGUUGUUUUAUCUAUCAGCUUACACAACCAAACCGUAAGUGAAACUUGUGUGGUGGUGCAGUGUCCAUCAGCUGUUGACAGUUGUUAAACUUGUUAAAGUUGUUGAAAAAAGGAAGGUGACGGACAGGAGGUGUAUAGAUGUCGCUUUGUUUGUCCAUCCAUGUAUGUUUGUACACCUUCUGACCAUAUCCUCAUAAGGACUGGACCUUCAUUUCCAUAUGAACAUCACAGAUAGAUAUAUCGUGACUAGAUAGUGUAUCCUGAACACUCAAAUGGUAAUUACAAAUCUACAUGUUUUAAAAUAUUAUAAGGUCAAGGUCACAUCAAGGAGUCAAAGGUCAAAGCAUUGUACAAAAUGUAAUUAUUUUCUGGACUAUCAUUUCUGACUGCUAUCACAUUUUCCUGUUAUUUUUUUUUAUAUAAAAUGUGCAUCAUCAAAAUAGAGAAAGUAUGGUGAGUGACCGUACCUUAAAGGUCAAGGUUAUUGGCAGGAAUCAAAGGUCAAAUCAUUGUUAUGUUUUUAUCAAUCAUCACUUCAUCUUGCUUUCCAAAACAUAACUAAUCGUCCACUUUCAAAAUUCCCAUGAAACUACCUAGGUGUGUAUGUCAUGGUUUAGCCACUAGCUCCUGCCUUGUCAUGUUCAAUACCAUCUAGGGACUUGUUUAUUAGGUGGUUUUGACAGAUGAGGCUUGUACAUGUGGUUAGACAUGUGUUGCAAAACACUCUCAGGACCAAGUCAGGACAAGAAGCAAGAUGAUCAAUUUGUAUAUC
Messenger RNA from Mizuhopecten yessoensis (Yesso scallop), 3808 nucleotides. RefSeq lists its product as uncharacterized. The record is from RefSeq and is a predicted model, not a curated record. The coding region runs from base 19 to 1578 and encodes 519 amino acids. Gene Ontology annotation, cellular component: nucleus. The transcript has 2 exons. NCBI's taxonomy places the organism in Eukaryota, Metazoa, Mollusca, Bivalvia, Pectinida, Pectinidae.